Molecule: messenger RNA, 1406 nt
Organism: Moneuplotes crassus
Lineage: Eukaryota; Ciliophora; Spirotrichea; Euplotida; Euplotidae
Source: the annotation of a GenBank genome assembly
AUUUAAAUUUCGCAACCUAAAUGCCUAGAGAGAUUAUUACAUGCCAAGUUGGACAAUGUGGAAAUCAGAUCGGAAUGGAGUUCUGGAAACAACUCUGAAUGGAGCAUGGCAUCAGUCCAGAAGGGAUCCUUGAAGAAUAUGCCAUAGAUGGAGAGGACAGAAAAGAUGUCUUCUUCUACCAGGCUGAUGAUGAUCAUUAUGUACCCAGAGCUGUACUUAUAGAUCUAGAACCAGGAGUUAUUAAACAGAUACAAAACUCUCCUUACUCUAACCUCUAUAACCCAGAAAAUUUCUUCGUAUCCAAGACUAUGGAUGGAGCUGCCAAUAAUUGGGCAAAAGGAUAUUGUGAGGGAGCAAAAUAUGAAGAAGACAUUAUUGAAAUGAUUGAUAGAGAGGCAGACGGAUCUGAUAGUCUGGAAGGUUUUGUACUAACCCACUCAAUUGCUGGAGGAACAGGAUCGGGCUUUGGAUCUUAUCUAUUGGAAAAACUCAAUGACCACUAUCCUAAAAAGUUAGUUCAAACUUACUCUGUUUUUCCGAAUGACAAUGAUAUUGUAGUUCAGCCUUAUAAUUGAAUUCUCAGUAUGAAAAGAUUAGUACUCAAUGCCGAUUGUGUUGUUGUUCUUGAUAAUACGGCAAUAACUAGCAUUGCAGUUGAUAGAUUAAAACUUCUUCACCCAACAAUGUCCCAAAUAAAUUCUAUUGUUUCUACAGUUAUGGCAGCAUCUACAACAACUCUAAGAUAUCCUGGUUAUAUGAAUAAUGAUUUAGUUGGUCUAAUUGCUAGCUUGGUUCCCACUCCGAGAUGUCAUUUUCUAAUGACAGGAUACACUCCUCUAUCUUUGACUGACCAAAAAGUAAGCUCCAUACGAAAAACAACAGUGUUAGACGUGAUGCGCCGUUUACUUCAGACACGAAACAUUAUGACCUCUGGAGCUAUUAAGAAAGGAGCUUAUAUGUCUAUCCUCAACAUAAUUCAAGGAGAUGUUGAUCCAACCCAGGUUCACAAAUCCUUGCAAAGAAUUAGAGAGCGUAAGCUUGCUAAUUUUAUUCCAUGGGGUCCUGCCUCUAUUCAGGUUGCCUUAUCAAAGAAGUCCCCCUAUGUUGAGAGUGAUAAUAAAGUAUCUGGAUUGAUGCUUGCAAAUCACACUGGCAUCAGAUCAAUUUUCCAAGUACUCUAUGGACAAUACAGACAGUUUCGAAAAAGAGAUGCCUUCUUGGGAACUUACAGAGAGACGAAGGUCUUUCAAGACAAUCUUGAUGAGUUUGAUAGCUCAGAAGAAGUUGUCAAGAAUCUUAUCGACGAAUAUGCAGCUGCAGAAAAGAUGGAUUACAUUAACCGAGGAAAAGAUGAUGAAGAUAUGGAUUACGACCCAAGAGCUCCUCCACAUUUUAGACCCAUGUAA